Molecule: messenger RNA, 207 nt
Organism: Iphiclides podalirius (scarce swallowtail)
Lineage: Eukaryota; Metazoa; Arthropoda; Insecta; Lepidoptera; Papilionidae
Source: the annotation of a GenBank genome assembly
AUGUGUGAGCUGGGUGGGCCGAUGGGGGGAAGGGGAAGGGUUGCGGGGGAGGUCGACGCUGGUGGCGCGACGCCGACGUGGAGGCUCGUCGGACACGCGACGCGCCACGGGACGCCCCGCAGUCACAACUUCACAAGAGGGAGAUCGGUGGCCCCAGCUCGACGGCGGCACUUUGCUCACUCACCGCACAAACAUAUCCGCUAUCCA